AGGGGACUCCUGGGGCCGUGGGAGCCUCAUGGUUCUUACCCCUGGACUCCCAGACUGCCAGGGUCCCUUCCUCCAGAGCCCGGUCACCUAAGGCCUGAGCCCCCGGAAAGAGGGAGGAGGGUCGAUUUCAAAUACCCCCAGCCCCGCCUCUUCCCCCUGCCCACUCAGCUUCCUCUCUCUGCGAGGAACACUUUCACUUCCUGCUACUCCAGGCCUCCCCUCGGAGAACAGGUAGGGGUCCCCAGGGACUGAGCAGCUGGCAUCAUCACCCCCCCACUGACCCACUGCCUCCCUGAGGUAUCAGGCAGCUGCCGCCGUCCCAUCCUGCCCAGCACCACCCAUCUCCUUCUCCCCUUCUCAUGGGACCCAGGCAAGCAUCUGUCUCCCUCCCCCCACCCCUCCUGACUGCUCUCCCCUGGCCAGGGCACCUGCUCUCUGUCCCCCACUUCCUAAUACCCUGGGCUUCUGGUCGGUGGGCUGAUUGAUUUGUUUAGCUGUUUAUUUUCCAUCCCCUGUACCCACCCCAAGAAGAAUGGAAGCCCCUGGGAGCAGGGGCCUAUUCUGCCCAUCACCCUUUUCCUCAGGCACCCUUUUACCCUACUCUGGGCCUGUACUCAAUAAAUAUUUGUUGGAUGUAUGGGUGCACGGAUGGAUGGAUGGAUGCAUGGAUGGACCUAGGACUCCUACUCCUGGGACUGCUGCAGGGAAAAUAUUUUAGAAUGCCCACCUUAACUGAUAACCCACUGUAGGACUCUCUACCUGGUUAGAAGGGUUGGGGUCCGAUGGAUAGAGGGACAGAUGUGUGAUAAAGCAAAAAGAAUAAUAGUAAAAUCUAGGUAGCGGGUAUGUGGAUGUUCCCUGUAAAAUUAUUUCAGCUUUUCUGAAUGUUUUAAAUCUCUCAUAAUAAAACGUUGGGAGAAAAUAUCUGAGGGCUCCUCUGUGGUCUGGGAAGGGAGGGAGAGGAAAUGUGGUAUAACAUUUGUCACCGUUACAGAGUGCCUGCUGUGGGCAGAGCCCCUUUCCGGGCACUGUAUUUUGACAAGGUUGUUAGUUAGCUGGUCCACAUUCAUAAGGCUGCACCGGAUGUUAUAAUCUGAAAUAUUACCCUACCGCUUGGUAAAUAGCUAUCAGUUUGAGUCACCUUCCUCCCCCACUACGUCAAGACUCAAGACUCCUGGGAUCCCCAGAUCUCCCCACCAUCCAGCAAAUAAAGAAUUAAUACCUGGCACAGCAACGGGUCUCAAGUCCAUUCUGAUUGGUCAAGGUCUCUGCCAUGCGGGUUGUAAAUAGACUUAUCUUCCUCCCUGCCAGAGGCCAGACCAUGGCUCACUGGCCUUCUGCAACCUGAGGAUGAUGGUACGGCCAGAGGACAAGGCCUCAGCAGGCCCCACCGAUGGGGAGAGGUGAGGGCUGCUGGGGCUGUCUCCAACUCCUGCCCCUGGAUUCAGAAGCCCCUUCCAUCCAGUUCCCACCCGCCACAGGACCCAGAACCCCAUCUCUGACCCAUUGCCCCUGGGCUUCCCCUUCCUGUACCUUUGACCCCAUCUCAGUGUCCAACUGCCUUCCUCUGUCCCCUGGUCUCCUGGUCCCUGCAUGUCCCAGACUAAUCCCAUCACAGGCGAAUGGAGCAGGUGAGACCCCCUUAAGAGUCCUUGGGACCCCAGAGCCACUCCUUCGCCUUCAGAGGACAUGGGGGGUGUGGCAGAUCCCAGAGCUGGAUGCCCAGGAUGCAAAAGCCCUUCUGGAGCUGUGGCCGCCAGGGAGUUUCCUGGUCAUAGGACAUGAUCCCAGACAGGUCCUUGUGUUGAGGACAGGACCUUCACCAGGGGAAAUCAACACCUACCAGAUACUGAAGCUUCCUGGAGGUGUGUCUCUGGAGUCCUCUAACCUCUGCAUGUCAGACCUGCCCCAUCUCCUGGCCUUCCUAUCAGCCAGCAGGGAUGUUUUGCCCAGAACACUGCUCUUGCCCCCUCCCACUCUAGGGCCUGGAGACCAAAACACAGAUCCUCUGCAGAUUGGCAGCAUCCAACUCAACACCUCAGGGAGGGUGUUCUUUGUGGUGAACAAGCUCUACCUGGAGACCCACAGAGGGUGGGAGAUGGAGCAGACGCCCCCAGAGACAACUCCAGAGACUGCCGAGAGACAUGGUCCAGCCCCCAGGACCCCAGCCCCUCACCAGGUCUCCUGGGUGGAAGGCCCGCUCAGCCCAGAAGUACACCAUCCUAGGCCAGCUCUGGCCAGCCUGGUGGAAGAGAAGAAGGAGGAUGACUACAAAGAUGAAGAAGAGGGAGCUGAGGAUGCGCUCACGCGUCACAUCCGGGCUCUAGCCAGGGCCCGGAGCAGCUACGUGGCCAGGCAGUUCCGGGGCUUUCGGGUGCGCCUCACCUCAGAGGCUGAAGGUCCCCACAGGCCUGGGGACCCGGCCACAGAGCUGCUUCAGGAUAUGCGGCACCUCCUUGCUGACCUCCAAGAUCACUUAGCAAAGGACCCCGAUGUCAGGGCUGUCUUUGAGAGCAGGGCUCCCGGGGCCCCCCAGAAGGACGAGGAUCUAGGCCCCGCGGUGGAGGCGGCCCUGUGCCGGGCGGUGCUGGCGCCUCUGAAGCCGGCCCUGUGGACUCGACUCCGCACGCUCCGCGCCCCAGCUCUGCGGCAACUGCGGCGGCGACAGAUAGCCCUGCGGGCGGAGGCGGGGCCUCCGGGAGCUCAGGGGGCGGGGCAUGAGAGGCGGGGCCCCGUCCCCGCCCUGCGAAGCCGCAUCCACGCGCGCCUGGCGCGCCUCCACUCAGCCUGCGCCCCACGCCGCAAGGUGUCGCUCCUGCUGGCGGUGUGCAGUGACGUCUACGAGGGCCUGGCUCGGGACGAAAACCAAGAGCCCCUGGGGGCCGACGCCUUCCUGCCAGCGCUAACAGAGGAACUAAUCUGGAGUCCGGACAUUGGGGAGACUCAGCUCGACGUGGAGUUUCUCAUGGAGCUCUUGGAUCCGGACGAGCUACGGGGAGAGGCCGGGUACUACCUGACCACGUGGUUUGGGGCCCUGUACCACAUUGCCCACUACCAGCCCGACACGGGCCGCGCGCCCCAGGGGCUCAGCUCUGAGGCCCGGGCCUCCCUGCGCCAGUGGCACCGCAGGCGGACGCUGCAUAGACAGAGGCCCACCGAAGCCCAGGCCAAGCUGCCCUUUGAGGAACCAUGGACAAUAGAGAUUGUGCAAGAGGUCCACUCAAGUUCAGCCUUUGAUUUUAGACCCUAAGACAUAUUUUGGACAUCUGACCUUUAGAACUGCAACAGGAAGGCAAAGGAAGACUUGACACAAACAGGAGAAGGCACUAUAAAGGCAGAGCAGAGAGAGAUCUGAAAAUGUUGGCCUUGCAGAUUGGAGUGAUGUGGCCACAAGCCAAGGAACACUUUCCAGAAGCUGGAAGAGGCAAGGAACGGAGCCUGCAGAACAAGUGUGGCCCAGCUGACACCUUGAUUUCAGCCCAGUGAUACUGAUGUUUAAUUUCUGGCCUCCGGAACUGGAGGAGAAUAAAUUUCUGUUGUUUUAAGCCA
Orcinus orca (killer whale) is the source of this 3549-nucleotide messenger RNA. It is a transcript of the gene RINL, whose product is annotated as Ras and Rab interactor like. Gene Ontology annotation, biological process: vesicle-mediated transport. Bases 1394 to 3250 code for a protein of 618 amino acids. Gene Ontology annotation, molecular function: guanyl-nucleotide exchange factor activity; small GTPase binding. The transcript is spliced from 12 exons. NCBI's taxonomy places the organism in Eukaryota, Metazoa, Chordata, Mammalia, Artiodactyla, Delphinidae. The record is from RefSeq and is a predicted model, not a curated record. Gene Ontology annotation, cellular component: cytosol; endocytic vesicle.